AUGCCACCAUGCACCUCCCUCCGCAACGCCUCGUCCCUCCUCGGUAGGGCCACACAACGGCGCCCCCCAUGCCGCCACGCCAGCACGAACCGCCCCUCGCGCGCCGAGACCCAAGCCGCCCUGGCAGCGCAGGUCGACCGAGCCCUGCAGGCCGACGAGCACGGCGCCACGCUCAAGCUGCACCCGCACAGCAAGACGAUUGAAACGGUCGUCGGCGCGCUGCCGCUUUCGCCCGUCAUGGAUCCGGCGUGGAUCGAGGCGCGGCGGCGCUUUCGCACGCCCAAGCCCAAGACGCCCGCUCACACCUAUCUCGGCCGGUUCAGGAAGAAGCUCUACCUCAACCCGUACGCACAGGCACUGGCGACGCCCUGGCGGCUCUGCACGGCGACGGAGACAGGUCUGCCGCGCUACUUCCUCCAGGACUUCGAGGUCGUCACGAACCCCGAGACGGGCCAGCCCUGCUUCGUGCCCGGCGACCGGACCGACGCCGCUGCGCCAGACACGCCGCCACCACCGGUCUCCGGCCAAGAGUCCUCUCCAGAGGGCCGCAGCCCGACCGACGCCCCUCGACCCCUCGCCGGCCCCUCGGCCCCCGUAGGCUACGUCCUCGCCCGCCACGACGUCCUCGAGCUCCUUGGCAGCCCCCGCCGCGUCUCGAGCCUCGGCGGCAAGCACAUCGCCAUGCUCGCCCGCCGUGCCCACCUCUCCCGCUCCGGCCUGCUGCCGCGCCUCGUCUGGCCGCCGCACAUGCACCGCCUCGUCCUCGACCUGCUGCGCGCCCGCGCCGUCGACGCCCUGCUCCGCCUCGCCCGUCUCGACGCCGCGCCCGCCCGCGGCUACCUCCGCCCCUGCGCGUCCUGGGCCCAGAUCAACAGGGACAUGCCCCACCGCGGCUGCGUCCUGUGGUCGCCCGGCGAGGCCGCGGUUUCCGCUGCCGCUGCCGAGACACCCGGCCCGUGGGCGACGCUCGACAUUGAGGGCGCCAAGUACGAGGGCAAGAUGCCCGUCCACGACCUGCGGCGGCUUCUCGGCGACGAGCACCUCGCGCGGUUGCGGGCCGAGCCCGCCUUCGCCGACAGCACCCUUCUCGUGCUCGGCAAGCGGCGGACCAUCCCGGCGCAGCUUCUGCUGUGGAAGUUGCAGGGCUACCUUGCCGAGUAUCCUGGUCGCGACGAGGCCGAGGCGGACUGA
Messenger RNA from Verticillium nonalfalfae, 1191 nucleotides. RefSeq lists its product as uncharacterized. The record is from RefSeq and is a predicted model, not a curated record. Lineage: Eukaryota; Fungi; Ascomycota; Sordariomycetes; Glomerellales; Plectosphaerellaceae. The transcript is spliced from 2 exons. The coding region runs from base 1 to 1191 and encodes 396 amino acids.